Messenger RNA from Scatophagus argus, 6218 nucleotides. RefSeq names its product BAF chromatin remodeling complex subunit BCL11B a (gene bcl11ba). Gene Ontology annotation, cellular component: nucleus. The annotation marks the transcript as partial. The transcript has a single exon. NCBI's taxonomy places the organism in Eukaryota, Metazoa, Chordata, Actinopteri, Scatophagidae. Gene Ontology annotation, biological process: positive regulation of transcription by RNA polymerase II. The record is from RefSeq and is a predicted model, not a curated record. Gene Ontology annotation, molecular function: RNA polymerase II cis-regulatory region sequence-specific DNA binding; DNA-binding transcription factor activity.
ACAGGUGGCAGGGAUGAGCCUUCCAGCUAUAUAUGCACCACGUGUAAGCAACCCUUCCCCAGUGCCUGGUUCCUGCUACAGCAUGCCCAGAACACCCAUGGAAUUCGCAUAUACCUAGAAUCAAACCUUUCCAGCACAGCCCUCACCCCACGCAUCACCAUGCCUCCACCCAUGGGAAGCGAUGCCAUCCCACAGUCCCCCCUCACCAAUUUUCUUGGCGACAACAACCCAUUCCACCUCCUGAGGAUGACAGGCCCCCUGCUUCGGGAGCCUCCCCCAGGCUUCAUGGAGAACCGCCUGCCCAACACGCCCCCCUUUGUCAGUCCACCUCCCCGCCAUCACAUUGACUCCCAUCGGCUGGAACGCCUUAGCGCAGAGGAAAUGGGCCUCAUCUCUCAGCAUCCCAGUGCCUUUGAGAGGGUGAUGCGGUUAACGCCAAUGGCCAUGGAGUCCCAGUCCAUGGACUUCUCUAGGCGAUUACGUGAGUUGGCAGGGAACACCAACAGCACCACACCACCGUUGUCACCCAGCAGGGCCAACCCUAUGCACCGACUACUAAACCACAACCCCUUUCAGCCUGGGCCAAAAUCACCUUUUCUGAGCACCCCACCCUUACCUCCAAUGCCCCCAAACAGCACCACCCCUCCCCAGACACAGAACAAGAUCAAGUCAUGUGAGUUCUGUGGUAAAACCUUCAAAUUCCAGAGCAACUUGGUGGUGCAUCGGCGCAGCCAUACUGGAGAAAAACCAUACAAGUGCCAGCUAUGUGACCACGCUUGCUCUCAGGCAAGUAAGCUGAAGCGCCACAUGAAGACCCACAUGCACAAGGCUGGAUCCCUGACUGGGCGCUCAGAUGAUGGACUGUCUACCACAAGCUCCCCAGAGCCAGGCACUAGUGAUGUCACAGGUGAGGCCAUGAAGAAUCGCGAUGAGGACUUUCAAGAGGAAGGAAAUGAGGAGGAAGAGGAGGAGGAAGAGGAGGAAGAACUUGAGAAUGAAAGUCGACCAGAUUCCAGUUUCAGCAUGGAGUCUGAGUUCUACCGGAACAGGGAAAAUGGCUCUAAACCACCGUCAGAAGAGAAAUCAUCAUUUGCCCUUGAGAAGAUGGUGGACGGUGGGCGGUUAAAUUCUAUACAGCAGUACAAUAAUUUGAUAGUUGACAAUCGUAAAAGGAUCCCAUUCUCCAAGAGAUGCUCAGAUGGACAGAGGGACACAGGGGAUGAGGACUCAGUGGCUGGGGAAAUGGAUCACCAUCAGCAGGAGGAGAGGACAACUAUUAAUGGCCGGAAUUGUGGCUCUGGUGACUCCUUCUCGGGCCUGUUUCCCCGUAAGCCAACCCCCAUCACCAGCCCUAGCCUGUCCAAUUCCUCAAAUAAGAGGAUCAAGAUUGAAAAGGACUUAGACAUUCCCUCAGCAACUCACAUCCCUUCUGAGAAUGUGUACUCCCAGUGGCUCGUGGGCUAUGCUGCCUCACGGCACUUCAUCAAAGACCCUUUCCUAGGCUUCACUGACUCCAGACAAUCUCCAUUUGCCACCUCCUCUGAGCACUCAUCUGAGAAUGGCAGCCUGCGGUUCUCAACACCUCCAGGUGAUCUGCUGGAUGGUGGCCUAUCGGGCCGCAGUGGCACUGCUAGUGGAGGCAGUACGCCUCACCUGGGUGGAGGCCCAGGUCCUGGCCGACCCAGCUCCAAGGACAGCAGGAGAUGUGACACCUGUGAAUUUUGUGGCAAGGUGUUUAAGAACUGUAGCAACCUCACAGUCCACCGGCGCAGCCACACUGGGGAGAGGCCCUACAAGUGUGAGCUGUGCAAUUAUGCUUGUGCUCAGAGCUCCAAGCUCACACGCCACAUGAAGACACACGGCCAACUUGGUAAGGAGGUUUACCGCUGUGACAUUUGCCAAAUGCCCUUCAGCGUGUACAGCACUCUAGAAAAACAUAUGAAAAAAUGGCAUGGAGAACAUCUGAUGACCAAUGACGUCAAAAUUGAACAAACAGAGAGAACCUAAUCCAGGUCCUCUGUUUCCCUACUCUGCACCACAUUUUGACAGAAAAAAUGAACAGAAUGUGGUAGCUUUUUUCUUAAUUAUUAAUUUUGGAUUCAUUUUGUGUUUUUAAGAAACUGCCAGCUGAGAAAAAAAAAGUCAAAACAAAGUUCUUAACACCAAUUGAAGCUCUCUAUACUGCCUCAUUUGGGGUUCCUUUUUAAACAAUCAGUCAGUUGAGUUGUAUGUGGAACCUUUAAUUGUGCAAUAAUUUCUAUAUUUAUUGGAUUUUGUAUUUUGGCAUGUGCAGGUACAUUUUUAUUUAGGUGUUUUAGGCAAAAUGUUUUAUUUUCUAUGUUACUCUGUUUUUUUAAAAACCCACAUGAUAACCUGAGAGGUUUUUUUUUUGGAAAGACAGUUGUCUAUUGUAAGUCAUCUUUUUUGGCCAUUGCUUGUAAGAAAUUGUGUGUUAAGCUAAAUGCGAUUUCUUGAAGAGAAGCUAAAUUAAAUAUUCAAUUUGAAAGUGGUGUUAACUAAGAAUGCCAAAAUUAUUUCAUUUGAUGACAUAUGCGGACAACAAUCCUUUGGCAUUGUAGCAUGAACUGAUUCCAAAACAUGUCAAUAUAAUUGGAUAUGUAGCACUGAAUGUCACAUUUGACAGUAAAUCUAAUAUAAAAGAGGAUUCCAAGGUUUUUGAAUCCUGUCUCCUUCUGAGAACAACAGUACCAGCAGAACAAAUAGACUCUAAAUAAGGCAGCUGCUGACUGGUACACAGCACUAAGCCCCCUUAUUGCCAUCUUACCUACAUUCAUACAUCCAUGUAUUCUGUUUUGCGUGAAUCCAUAUCUUGGCUAUAUUAUUUAUUAGGAGUAAACUAAACAUGAAACAUGUAAGACAAGUCUGCAUAGAGAUAAAAUAAGUGUGUGAGCACAGGGACAUCUCAGGGUGAGCUAUACUACUUUUUUUAUUGACUCAUGCAUCCAUGUGUUUCCAUUUCAUUUUAUGUUUAAAUAAUUAGGGGCAGUUGCAUCUUUUACAGCAUCCCCACCAGCCUCUUUUAAAAGCUAAUACAUUCAUUCAUAUUUGAAGCUACCGCUUCUAAUUCUAAUAUUAAUUUGGGCAGGGUAAAAGUAUGUGCAUACAUGGCCACCUCUAUAUUUCUGCAAAAAUGCUUUUAUGCUCUAAAUUUAUAAAAAUCCCUAUGCAUUUUUUGUGCAAAUAUCUUACAGUUUGUUGAAAAGUGGUACAGUAAAUUUUGACUUUCAUUGUUAUAGUAUAAUAUUUAUAAACUGAUUGAUGAAGUCACCUCUCCAGCAAUAUGAACAGGAAAAAUAUAUGUGUGUGCUGAAUUCGCAAAAAUAAUAUUAAGAGAAGAAGCAUCAGUUUGCUGAAUGCCCUUUUUGGUUUUUAAGAAUAUCAAAACCCAAGUAAGCCCAAUCCACCCUCAUUGUUAUUUUUGAAACAUACCUAAUUUUAAUGCUGUGAAAUUACAAAUUUAGAGCUCCUAACAGACCUGCACUUUAAGAUUUUUUUCAUCACACACACACACACACACACACACACACACACACACUCACUCAAAGCUGACAGAAAAGGGUCUGGUUUUUGGAUGCUGAAGUGCCCAGGGGAGUUAGGUGAGGCUUUACCAAUGUUGGGACUAUAAAAUUGAAAAUAAUAAUAAUAAUAUAUUUGGGACAGUUUUUGUCCUGCCAUUCUGUUUGAUGUAAGUGUGCCUUGAAUACUGAUCUUCCUAUUUAUUGCCUCGGACAAAUGCAACACUUAACAUGUAAUUUGAUGUUUUAACACAAUUAUUUAAAUUAACACAAAUGAAACAAUGUUGAUCUUAGGUUUAGAAGUAUCCAGAAUUAUGCCAAUGUGUAUAUAUAUGUAUGCAUAUGUACAUAUAAAGGCACAAACUUAUAAAUCAGAUUCCUUACUCUUCAGAACAAGUCUAUCCCUCAACAGAAAAUUCCAGGAGCACACAAAAGCCACACAAAUGUCAAGGAUGCAACGUAAAUCAGGAAAUGCAGAGAGUUAAAAAAAAAGACCAAAAAAAAAAAAAAAACGUGGAAAAAAAACAAUCUAGUGCACUCUGUCUUUAAAUAAGUUUACAGUAUUGAAACAAGUAAAAGGUUGAAAUAAUAUUUGUGUGUAUGUGUUUUAAACAAUGAAGUAUUUUUUUUUCCAAGUUUGCUUCUAAAGUUUCUCUGAAUGCCAUAGUGGCAAAGUGCAUAUUCUUUCUUUUCUUUAUUUCGUUCUUUCUUUCUUUUUUCUUGGUGAUGGGAUUUUAAAAUAUAUAUAAAUAUAUAUGAAUAUAUAUUACAUUUUCCUUGUUUACUGUAAAAGUAUACCAGUAUUUGUAAUAUUGGAGAAUGUCUGGGCAUUUUACAAAUAGAAAACAAAUUGGUUUUUUAUCUUUUAUUUGCAGUUAAAUUAAAAUUGUGGGUCUCUGUUUUUGUCGCUGUAUCUGUAGUCUUAAGUUUUAGAAACUUUAUCUCUGCCUUGGGUGUAAUGAAAUGAAAAAUAAAUUAAUUAAAAAAUGACUGAGCUGUAACAAAUGUGCAUUUGGUGGUGGGAUGGCUGUUCUGGUGAGGGUGAGUAGAUAAGUGCUUCAUUAGCUGAUGGAGGUUUUUUUAGAACACAGAUUCUGCUUUUCAGAAAAAAACGCACUGAGAAUCCUGACUUGUAUCUAUUUUUCGUCAUUUGGAAUGGAUUAUUCUUUGUGGAUGGUUUGAAAUACAUGUGUAGGCACUUGUCUUUCGUAAAGAGCUUGUCUUUUUUAACUUGUAGGCUACGUGCAUCCUUUUGUGAAUAGGGUACUCUGAGUACUUUGGGACAUCUUGCUCUUUUAUAUGGUUCCAGGUGUGGGGGGUGACUUUAUUCCAAUGACAAGACACAACUCACAGGCUGCUAUGAUAUAUUUUUCCUCUCAUGGGGCAGGACAGUUAAUGUGAUGAAUUUGUAUUGUUGUAAUUAAUCACAUUGUACAGAAGGGGAAGGAAAGAUUGUUCCACGGCCUGUUAGUAACAAAUCAUAAGUCAGUGUUUUGUUUACUGUUCCAUUGGUUGUAUAUAGUUUUAUUCUUUUUUCAUUUUGUUUGACUUUUUUACUUAUUUGUUUAGAAUUUUCCAACCGGCGCUGGUAGUGAUUUCCAGUGUCUGGGGAUGAAUUUGGGGAGUUAUUCUGUUUGGCCUUUGUGACUGCCAUGCCAGGUCAGGCACAUGCCUCCCCCUCCGGGAAUUCAGAGCACAAAUACAAGCUGUUCCAGAUCUUCAUCCUCUGCCUGUUUGUCUCAUUUUGUGGUUUGAGCAGUUUGGACAUAAAGGGACCAUAAAAACACUGUACAUUCAUGUACUUUUAAAUUUUGCUUCAGGAUUAUGCCAUAAUUUAGUAGAGUCCUGAGAAUAUUGGUUACAUAUUAACUACAAAUACAUUUACUGCUGCUGACAGUGGUCACGAAGACCACCCUUCAUAUGAACACCUGCCAAUCAAAAAGUGCUGAGAUGACAAAGAAGAAAAUAACCUGAAUAUUGCCCAGCUAUUCUAUAUGUUCCAUUAAUUUAAGUACUAGUGGUUAGGGCUUGGAUAAAACCAUAAAAAACUACUGUAUUUCCCAUCAUCAGAACCUUUCUCAAAUUAGCAGAUUAAUCCAGUAAAGUUCCAUUUCAUCAUUUUCUUAUGACAGCAGACUUUCCUUGUCAGCCACAUCUGAUACUUUUCUUCUUUUCUGUUUUCACUGGCUCUCCCACUAGGUCCCUGCAAUCAAGAUUAAAUAUACUGAACGGGUCUACAUUGUCAGAUUUCUUUAGAUUUCCUCAUAUUUGUAUUAAAAAAUAAUCAAACUUGAGAAAAUGUACUUUUUGAUAUGUAAUAAUGGUAAAGAAUAUAGAGGGCUGGGGCUGGGGUUGGGCUUUUCUUGGUAAGGGGAUGCAAUGCUGUUUGUGAUGUCACUUUGUUUAAGUGCUUGAACUUAUGGGCUGCAGCUUGUGUUAUGAUGUCACUGAGGACUGGCCAUGGACACCGUUUAUUGGUAACAGUAAACAUGACGUUUAGAAUCCUGAUUUCUACUUCUGAUUUUUUUUUUGUCCAGAAUGUAAAUUGCAUAUCAGAAUUAUGGUGCAAUGAGAGUACAUUCAAAGCACAUAAAUACAUUGAAAUAAACAGUCCAUAGCAAAAUUGAGUUGUUUCAGUUUUGGCCAGUAUAAGUCAUUCAACACAUCAACCAUCAACACUCU